Mytilinidion resinicola is the source of this 721-nucleotide messenger RNA. RefSeq lists its product as uncharacterized. The transcript has a single exon. The coding region runs from base 362 to 568 and encodes 68 amino acids. The record is from RefSeq and is a predicted model, not a curated record. Lineage: Eukaryota; Fungi; Ascomycota; Dothideomycetes; Mytilinidiales; Mytilinidiaceae.
AUCGACGAGGCUGUGUUGCUUUUGGCGUUGAUGCACAAAAGUCAUGUGAGAGGCUUGAUCAGAUGCAUAUGCGCCUGUCUUCUCGGAUGUCCCACCACGAACCUCCAGACUUCUCCCUACAUCUACUACAACAAUUCGCUUCUCGCUCCCACUCUGCUCCUUAGUCCAGACUUGUUUCUCAUUUCACAUCUGCCAUCUCUUUGCGUUUCCAAAUCGUCCUCCCAUAUCCAGAAGGCUAGGCCAAGGAACGCAUCUUCAGCCUCGUCGUUCCCGUCGUUCGACAUACCUACCCGGACUCACGAAAACGCCCAGGCUAAUCCAUUUACUCAUCGUUGCGUCUAUUUAUAAGACACACGACCAAAUGGAUCCUGUCGGUAUAGCUGGAACAGCUGCUGGGCUUGCCACCGCCGCCGUUCGCGCUUCUCUCGCCAUCCAUAGUUUGAUUGAGUCCACCACCAGAAGCGAUACCACAAUAGCGGCUUUCGAGUCUGAGCUCUCUAAUAUUUCCAAUGUCCUCGCGUCUUUAGGGACUGCCUUUACGCGUCCCAAUAUUGGGCAGCUUUAUUAGAAGACUGGGCGAAGGAAACCCCCAUAUAGGACACUAUUUGACAACGUCGAGAAAAUUUUGGAAGAUUGCAAAGAAACCCUUACACAGCUUAAAACAGCGCUCCCCGAAUUUAGUAGUGGGGACCGAUUUGGAAUGGACAUCUUUCGAAAAGUC